GAGGCACCAUACACGUCUGUGCUGGUCCUGGCAGGAUGACAGUUCUCGAGGCUCUUUAACUGCGGGGCAGUGCGCGGCCCAUUCUGACAGAAACAUGGAUGAGAACAACGAGCGCUGUUUAAGAAACCAGUUUUAAGACGGACUCCUCCUCCGUCACGCCACCUUUCCCACGAGACCGUCGGGUGUUUGACCUCUCGCUCAGAUUGUUCUGUAUUAUUCCUCGUGCCAACAGUAUCCCGUUCAGUAAUUCGCCCAGGCGCUGCGGAAAUGUCAACAUCCAGCGAAUGCAGCUACAGCUAUGAGGAGUACAAAGAAACUGCAGACUGGCUGCUUGCUAACACAGAUACCAGGCCCAAAGUGGCAAUUAUCUGUGGUUCAGGACUUGGUGGAUUGGCUGACCUGCUGGACAAGAAGAAAGCAUUUCCUUAUGACAAAAUCCCCCACUUUCCCCACAGCACAGUGCAAGGGCAUAAAGGUCAGCUGGUGUUUGGAGAGCUGAAUGGGAAGCAGUGUGUUUGCAUGCAAGGCCGCUUCCACUUCUAUGAGGGCUAUAACAUUGCCACGGUCACAUAUCCAGUAAGAGUGUUUUUCCUUCUCGGGAUUGAGACUUUGAUUGUGACCAAUGCUGCUGGAGGACUCAAUCCUAAAUUUAAAGUGGGAGACAUCAUGCUGAUCAAAGACCAUAUUAAUAUGCCUGGCUUUGCAGGCCAAAAUCCCCUGUGUGGACGCAAUGAGGAAAGAUUUGGAGUCCGCUUUCCCUGCAUGUCUGAUGCUUAUGAUAGAGACUUUGCACGGUUGACCAGGGAGAUGGCCCAAGAUCUAGGAUGUGACUCUUUCCUCCAGGAGGGUGUUUACUGCAUGUUGGCUGGACCGUCCUAUGAGACGAUUGCAGAAUGCAGGGUUCUACAGAUGCUUGGGGCGGAUGCUGUGGGUAUGAGUACCGUUCCAGAGGUGGUGGUCGCUCGUCACUGUGGGAUGCGUGUGUUUGGACUCUCCCUUAUUACCAACAAGGUAGUGACUGACUACAACAGCACAGAAAGGGCUAAUCAUGAAGAGGUCCUGGAAACCACCCGCAUGCGAACCGAAGACCUGCAGAAGUUAGUCAGCAAUUUAGUGACAAAAAUGUAGUGUAUCGAAUUUACCAAAUUUAGUACAAAAAUCUUUUGAUAUUAUCCAUAUUGCGUUGACUAUCACUGUGAGACUAGGUAUUAAUAUGAUACAUAUACUGUAUGAUGCAUUCACAUCCUUCCUGAAAUGAAAGUUAAGAACAAUUGAAAUUAGAACCAUUAUAUAACUAUCAGUAUUCUUGUCUUUAUGUCUUAAAAGAAGAGUUAAAGAACAAACGUACAUGAAAAGGGACAAACACAGACUAACACCUCAACUGAAUGAAAGGGAAGUCAGUUGCAAAUACCAAAUGAAGACCGUUACAGUGCAAUUAGAUGCUAAAUAAUCAAUUAAUAUAUGACAUGAGCAAAUGUUUUAUCUUUUUAGUUUAUUAAUUUGUCUAGAUGUUUCCAAAGAAAUUUACAGAUGUUUAAAUACAGAUGUUUUCUGCAAAUAAUAGAUGGGAAAAUCUCUUUAAAAUUAUUACAGAUAUUUUUAAUAGAUUUUUAAUUGUCUGAAAAUGUAAUGUAUUGUACUUUAUUUGGACUCAAACAUUGAAAUAUAAAAAUUAAUUAUGA
Molecule: messenger RNA, 1682 nt
Organism: Cyprinus carpio (common carp)
Lineage: Eukaryota; Metazoa; Chordata; Actinopteri; Cypriniformes; Cyprinidae
Product: purine nucleoside phosphorylase-like
Biological process (GO): nucleoside metabolic process
Cellular component (GO): cytoplasm
Molecular function (GO): purine-nucleoside phosphorylase activity
Source: RefSeq, a predicted model, not a curated record